CUGCUGUGCUACCACGGACCCCGAGCCGUGAACACGUGUGUGUGUUUGUAGCUGGUGGUACUGUGGAGUUACGUUAACAACAAAAUAGUCUCAGGACAGGACAGUCUACAGGACAUAGAGCUAACAGGCUAGCUGUAGCCGACACCAGGUGUGUUGAUGAUGUCAUCAGCAGAGGACCAGCUGUGUCUGAACAUCAGCAGCAGUUGGUCUUCACCUUCAUCACUGAGGAAGAAGCGUCUGACUGCGCAGCAGAGAUGGGCCAGAAAGAAACAACAAGCAGAGAAGAGGAGGUGCAGUUCCUCAGAGGAGGAGAGGGGACACUUCUCCAAACACAGGAGGUUGCAGCGCUCUGCUGCACCUGAGCAGGAGGUGCACGUACAGGCCAAAGCUCCGCCUCCUCCUCCUGCAGCAGAUUCAGAUUUUCCACCUGCUGACGUGGAUGACAGGAAACCAAAGAAGAAGAAAGAGCAGGAUGGAGGGAAGGAAACAGGAAGGAGCAGCAUUAAGACUUCCUCCCUGUUCAAACACAACCCAGAUAUACCCGAGAUCCACAGACCAGUUGUUUCCCAGGUGAAGGAGAAGAUCUUCACCUGUGAUUUGUUCUCAGACCUCCACCUGCACCCACAUCUGGUGGCGACACUAAACAAAGUCCUCAAUGUUUCCACUCUGACUAGUGUUCAGAAACAGACCAUCCCAGCACUUCUGGCCGGGCGAGACGCCGUUGUCCGAUCUCAGACGGGAUCAGGUAAAACUCUGUCCUACGCCAUCCCCCUUGUCCAGAGUCUUCAGUCGGUCCGGCCGAAGGUCUGCAGGGCUGAUGGUCCUCUGGCUGUCAUCGUCGUCCCCACCAGAGAGCUCGCCCAGCAGGCCUUCCACACCUUCCAGAAGCUUCUCAAGCCAUUUACCUGGAUCGUCCCAGGUGUUCUGAUGGGAGGAGAGAAGAGGAAAGCAGAGAAGGCCAGGCUCCGUAAAGGAAUCAACAUCCUGGUUUCAACCCCUGGACGUCUGGUGGAUCAUAUCAAACACACUCUGAGCAUCACAUUCAGUGCCGUCCGCUGGCUGAUCCUGGAUGAGGCUGAUCGGACGUUGGACCUGGGCUUUGAGAGGGAUCUGACCAUCAUAUUAAACAGUCUGAAUUCUACAGGACCAAGUCGACAGAAUGUCCUGCUGUCUGCUACACUAACACACGCUGUGACCCGAUUAGCAGACCUGUGUUUAAACGACCCAGUCAGCAUCCACAUGUCUGGCCCCGCCUCCUCUGACCUCACCACCGCUGUGACCUCUGACCCCAGCUCAGCCAGCCAGUCGGAGAGCUUUGCUGUGCCAGAGUCUUUGAAGCAGUAUGUGGUGGUGGUUCCCAGUAAGAUCCGACUGGUCUGUCUGGCUGCUUUCAUACUGGACAAAUGCAAGUUUUUCCGUGACAACAAACUCAUCGUCUUUGUCUCGAGCUGCGAGGCUGUCGAGUUCCUCUACUCAUUGUUCACCUCCGUCCUCACGGGGCCCUCGGCCAGUGACAAGUCUCAGCUUCGCUUCAUGCGUCUCCAUGGCAACCUGAAGCAGGAGGAGCGCUCUGACGUCUUCCAGCAGUUUUCAGUGACUCAGUCUGGGGUCCUGCUCUGUACGGAUGUAGCGGCCAGAGGUCUGGACCUUCCUCGGGUCACCUGGAUUGUUCAGUACACUCCUCCGACAGCAGCAGCAGAAUACGUUCACCGUGUCGGACGGACAGCUCGUAUCGGAGGAGGAGGAAGCAGCCUGCUCUUCGUCACCCCUGCUGAGACUGCCUUCAUCACUGAGCUGGCCAAUCACAACAUCAGCCUAUCAGAGAUGAAGCUGCUGGACAUCCUGUCCUGUCUGAUGAUGGAUGACACUUACAAGGGGCGGGGCAAAUACCACAGCAAGAGUUCGUCCAGAGCUCUGGAGCAGGAGACCCGAGAGAGGGCCACUGUGCUACAGACCCAGUUUGAGGACUUUGUCCACUCAGACCAGGACUCGGUCCAAACCGCCAAGAAAGCACUACAGUCCUUCCUGCGGGCCUACACCACCUACCCCGCUCACCUCAAACACAUCUUCCAUAUCCGCUCGCUCCACCUGGGACACACCGCCAAGAGCUUCGGCCUCAGAGACGCUCCGCAGGGUCUGAGCUCUGCCUCCGGAAACCACAACAAGAAGCAGAGCAGGAGUCUAGUCCAGACCCAGAAGAGGAAGCUAGCCAGCAGCCAGACAGCACGGCGGGGCAGAGCUGGAGACAAGAGGGUAUGUCCCGUUCAGAGGGAGGUCAGCUUGAUUCGCUCGGAGUUCUCCAGCGGGAUCGAGGAUGGGGAUGCCAAGAAGAAGAAGAAGAAGAAGAAGAAAGGAAGAUGUGCCUCAGGGGAGGAAGCGGACUAAAGGGGAGGAUACCAGGGAGUGAGAGUGAACUGGAACUUCUCCCACAGUAACAGACUUUUCAGUCGUCAGUGUCUGAACCCAGGUGGCACGUCAACGCAGGUCGUGUUGUGGGACACGAGCCACAGCGAGAAUGGUUUUGACUCGAACUGUAUUAUAUGUGUGAAAAUAAAAGCCCUGGUGAUGUGAACAGGA
Molecule: messenger RNA, 2577 nt
Organism: Monopterus albus (swamp eel)
Lineage: Eukaryota; Metazoa; Chordata; Actinopteri; Synbranchiformes; Synbranchidae
Gene: ddx31
Product: DEAD (Asp-Glu-Ala-Asp) box polypeptide 31
Exons: 21
Coding region: 157-2385 (742 amino acids)
Molecular function (GO): nucleic acid binding; ATP binding
Source: RefSeq, a predicted model, not a curated record